Molecule: messenger RNA, 1859 nt
Organism: Oncorhynchus kisutch (coho salmon)
Lineage: Eukaryota; Metazoa; Chordata; Actinopteri; Salmoniformes; Salmonidae
Exons: 2
Coding region: 498-1397 (299 amino acids)
Biological process (GO): DNA catabolic process
Cellular component (GO): cytoplasm
Molecular function (GO): nucleic acid binding; 3'-5'-DNA exonuclease activity
Source: RefSeq, a predicted model, not a curated record
ACAUUACUGCAGUUUGUCGUGUUGUUGAUACAUUGUGGCAGUUUGGUUGGGGUCUCUACUUUUGCAACAGUGUAUGAAGAACGAACGUUGGCGCGAUGUUUAUACACUUUCAAUCAAAGACAACGUUUACGUUUUUUCAUAAUCAUUCAAUAUAAUCAUGUAGGGCAGGUGAUAUUAAUUUCCCAUAGUAGUGUGAUCAGUCUGUCUUGGUUCUGGGGACCAACAACAGACCUGCCAACAUGCACGCAUUUUGCGUACCAACUACGCAGUUCUCUGUCCAUGUACGCAGGUACGGGACCCGAGUAUUUUCUCUAUAUAUUUUUUUGUACAUUUUACUGAAUAAAUACACGGAGUAAAUCUAACAUCCCGAUUCUCGAGCUGCAACACACAGACAUGUGCGUAGUUUUUGUCAACGGACAUGGAUAUUAAUAUAUAAUUAUUCGACGUAGCUACCCAGUGUCUGCCCCUCGUUGUUAUUGCAGCCAGUCAGUAAAGCUAUGUCAGACGACGAGAGUGAGGAAACCGGCAGAGCAGUAACUCCGAACCCCCCAAAAAGCAGAAUACACGCCCCUCAGAAGUUCCUUCCUCGAUACCAGAAGUGGUCAUGCUUGACGCAAUCUAAGCUAUCAUAUCAUGCAUUUUAUACUUUGUGCAAGUAUGAUGACAUCAGUCAUCAAGGAAGCUCAGGUCAGAGCUGUGAAAUCGUUCAGCUGGCUGCAGUAAGUGGGGGUCACUCCCUGAACCUCUACACUGUCCCUCGACGUCGGAUGCAGCGUGGAGCCGCCAAGGUCACAGGCUUCAGAGUCUGGAGGCACAGGCUCUACCACCAUCGCUGCCCUGUCCUGACCAACUCCCUCAAAGAAGUCCUAGUCUCCUUCAUAGCCUUCUUGCGCAUGCUUGACCGCCCAAUUGUCAUUGGUCACAAUAUCCGUCGCUUCGACUGCCCUGUGCUAGCUAGAGGGCUUGAUGAGUUUGACCUUAAAGCGGAGUUCCAGUUCGCAGUUUCUGGUUGCUUGGACACGCUCCCAUUGGCGCGAGAGAUUCUGAAGGGACGCGGACUCCAGAGUUUUCGUCAGGAAAACCUUGUUCGGAUAGUGGUUGGCAUCUCCUACGAGGCACAUGAUGCCUUGGAGGAUCUGCGGGCACUGCAGAGGCUCUAUGGUGCCCUCAGGCCCACGCCACAGCAGGUCCUCAGGCAGAGCUUCACCCUGGACACCAUGGCAGAGCCAGCACCCAAGCAGCCCCCUGCAGCCAAGGCCAAGGGGUCCUGUAGGGCAACAGGUCAGUGGCCCCUGUGGAAGAACUUCAAACAGGAAGUGAAGGUCACAGAGGGACCCAAAGGGGGCACCACAGGCCAGGGUGAUGCAACUCUUAUAAUGGAUAAUGGUUGUAAAUGAAACUAAAUGGGCAUUUUCACAUGUUGUGGAGAUAAUAAAUUAGACGCUCAGUUAAAUAAUUUAAGGUUCUGACUUUGUGAUGGAUUGUAAUGUGUUUGUGUAAUUGUUUUUAAAUUCAAUAUGUUUUCAGAAAAUAAAACUUAUUUUGUUUUUGUAACACUUCAACCUGUUAGGGGAAUUCAACCAGAGAUGGGUUAGAACAGUUACCUGCUACCCUCCCAGGGGAAUUGUUAGAUAUCUCUGUAUAAAUGCUAUGGCUAUCAAAUGUCUUAGAAUAGGGAGUGCUGAUUUUAUGAUCAGGUUUGCCUUCUUAAAUCCCUAUGAAUAAUAUUACAUGGAGAUGGGACCUGAUCCUAGAUCAGCACCACUACUCUGAGAUGCUCUCCUUUCCAAAUUCUACUUUACCAAUAAUGUUAUGGGUUUGUUACAUUUGUUGAGGAAUAAAAGUACAUUCAAAAGGUG